AUGACAAACAUUGAGUUUGAAACAGUUAGAAAGAUAGACAAUGACACCAAAGUGGUUAGAAUCGGUGAUUUAAACGUAAGAUACUCAAAGAAAUACAACAAAUAUUCUUUGUCAGACAUUAUAUCUCCAUCUGGAAAGAAAGCAAAGGACUGGGUUAGAAUUGCUUCUACUCAGAAAAUUUUGACAAGAAAUCCUGAGCUUAUGAUAUCAGUAGCAUUUCAUGGAACAAGAGCAUAUCUUAUAGACAAAAGUCUUAUACCAAUAGUUUUGUUAUGGUUAGACCCAGUUGUUGGAUAUAACUUCAUAACAUAUGGUUCAUUCGAUACGGAACGUUGCAGUGAAGGCUUACUUUACAUCGUUCAGAAACCGAAGGACUUCAAUACAAAGAGAUAUAAGAUAGGAAGAACAUAUAAUAUAACUCAAAGAUAUGACAGUACAGUCAAUAGAGUCAAGGUUGU
This is a messenger RNA of Trichomonas vaginalis G3, 458 nucleotides long. Its product is annotated as organellar and viral DNA polymerase type B. The record is from RefSeq and is a predicted model, not a curated record. The annotation marks the transcript as partial. The transcript has a single exon. NCBI's taxonomy places the organism in Eukaryota, Parabasalia, Trichomonadida, Trichomonadidae.